Molecule: messenger RNA, 3442 nt
Organism: Ananas comosus (pineapple)
Lineage: Eukaryota; Viridiplantae; Streptophyta; Magnoliopsida; Poales; Bromeliaceae
Product: disease resistance protein RPM1-like
Exons: 2
Coding region: 285-3140 (951 amino acids)
Biological process (GO): defense response to other organism
Molecular function (GO): ADP binding
Source: RefSeq, a predicted model, not a curated record
GCUGAUGGCAAAAGCGAAGAGGGAAGAAGUUCGUUCCUUGGUGGCUAAAGGCCAUUCGACCUUUAAUUAUUCUGCAAUUCCCAUUCUAUUUCUUUUCACUCUUCAACCUCUUCUCUCUCUCUCUCUCUCUCUCUCUCUCUCUCUCUCUCUCUCUCUCAAGAGCUUCUUUGGUUGUAGUAUUUUCUCUAGUAGAAUUUGUGAGAUUAAUUAUUUUGGAGCAGGUCCCAGCACCCUCUUCAAUCUAAUCCUUUUUGGAUCUGUGGCUCAAUUCAGAGGAAGUGCCUAUGGCGGAGGCUGUGGUAAGCUUAUUACUCCACAAUAUUGGUGCUGCCUUAGCUAGUGAAGCAACUAAAGCAGCAACAUCACAGUUACGAACACGGAUAUCAACAAUGAAAGAACUCAUGAAGGAUAUAAGUGAGAUUAAGGAUGAGCUUGAGAGCAUGCUAUCCUUCCUACGGAUUGCAGAAAGAUUAAAAGAGAAGGAUGAGAGCACAAAAAUCUUCAUAAAACAAACAAGAGACUUGGCUUUCGACAUUGAGGAUAUUAUAGAUGAGUUCACGUACAAGCUGGGUGAGGAGCAAGGAGGGGUUCUACCCAGAGCAAUCAAGAGGUGCAGAAAUAUAAAAACAUGGGAUGACCUUAGCAGCAAACUUAAAGAGAUCAAAAUUAAUCUCCAAAACAUUAUGGAGAGAAGGACACGAUAUGAUACAAGAGGAAUGGAAAGUGAAGCAAAACCUCUAAUAGCUGUUGGCGGUAGCAAGAGCCGUGCAGAAUUAGCACAUUUUGUCGAGGAGGAUGAUAUCGUGGGUAUUGACAAGUACAGGGACUUGUUGCUCAAAUGGUUGAAAGAUGAGGAUGAGCAGCAACGACAGCCCAUGAUAAUCUCAGUGUUGGGGAUGGGUGGUCUAGGGAUGACAACUCUUGUAACUCAUGUGUACAAAAUCAUCAAAGCUACCUUUGAUGCUUGUGCCUGGGUUGCUGUAUCUCAAAGUUAUGAGACUGAUGAUUUGCUUAGACGGAUUUUAAAAGAGUUUUAUAGGGAAGAUCGUGAGAAAAGACAAGCACCUAACAACAUUGAUACCAUGGAUAAAAGAAGCUUAGUUGAGAAAAGAGAAGUACCUGACAACAUUGAUACCAUGGAUUGUAGAAGCUUGGUUGAGACUAUCCACACUUACUUGCACUGUAAAAAUUAUGUACUUAUUCUAGAUGAUGUUUGGAGUAUUGAUGUACUGGACAAUAUAAAGAAUGCACUUCUGAAUAGUAAUAGCAAGAGUAGAAUAGUUCUCACAACAAGGAUUCACGAUGUAGCUCUAUUAGCAAACGAGAACCAUAUGUUUGAGCUAAAGCCACUGGAGAUAGAUGAUUCAUGGGAUUUGUUUUGUAAAAACGCAUUUUGGAAAAGUGCAAACAAGAUUUGCCCACCACCUUUAGAACAAUGUGCUAAAAAAAUUGUCGAGAAGUGCGGUGGCUUGCCCCUUGCUAUCGUGUCUAUAGCCUGUCUCUUAUCAUUUCGAGAACAAACCAGUUCUGAAUGGGAGAAGGUUUACAAAGAUCUUGAGUGGUAUCUAACUAACAACGAAUCGAAGCUCCAUGGAAAAGUACAUGACAUUUUGAAACUUAGUUUGGACGAUCUUCCCCAUUACCUUCGAAAUUGCUUCUUAUAUUGUUCCAACUUUCCGGAAGAUUAUCAAAUUAGACAUAACAAGCUUAUAAGGCUUUGGGUGGCCGAAGGGUUCAUUGAAGAAAGAGGAAUAACGAUGGAGGAAGUGGCCGAGGACUACCUUAGCGAACUUGUUCAUCGCUGCCUACUACAAGAGGCUGAGUGGAACGAAAUUGGUAGAGUUUGUGCAUAUCGAAUGCAUGACAUCAUUCGAGUCCUCGCUCUUUCGGAGUCAAAGGAGUUAAGCUUUUGCAUAGUUUACGAGCAUUCAAGGACAAUAUUGCAGGGAUACAAAGCACGCCGCUUGUCAAUCCUAAGCAAUAUACCUAAUUAUCGUACUGAAGACAAAUCUCAUUUGCGUUCAGUACUUGUUUUCAACAAUUCCAUGAGCUAUGAUUUACUAAAGUCGGUCUUAAGAUCAUCAAAAUUUUUACGUGUCUUGGAACUACAAGGAACGCUAAUCGAGAAACUACCGAGUGAGAUCUGUAACCUAUUCAACCUGCAUUAUCUAUGCUUGCGAGAUCCAAAAAUUAAGGAGCUUCCAAGAUCAAUCGGGAAGCUACGAAAUCUGCAAAUAUUAGAUACAUUUGGAAGUGAAAUAGAAAAGCUGCCAAAAGGAAUAACAGAACUUCAAAAGUUGAGACAUCUAUUUUUGUCCGACAAUUUGGGUAAGAACAUCAAGGGACCGGUGGGAAUAUGGCGCUUGAAGGGCUUGCAGAGUUUGGCAACUAUUAGUGCAACUAGGAAGAUUGUGCGGAAUGUAGAAGCUUUGACAGAGUUGCGGACAUUUGGGAUAAAGAGCGUAAGAACCCAUCACUGUGCAGACUUGUGGAAUAGUAUCACAAAAAUGAACCAUCUUAGCGAUUUACUUAUUUGGAGUGAAGAUGGGCAAGAAUUACAGCAGUUGGGCACCCUGCGCCUUCCUCUACCAAUUCAAGAAUUAGAUCUGGAGGGUAAAUUAGACAAAAACUCACUCCCUGAGCUUGCCACGUCCUUUGGGUCUCUAACAAACCUAACCAUAUUAAGACUUUCAUAUGCAAAAUUGGAUGAAGACACUUUUCCUUACUUGCAAGAACUGCCGUCAUUGAUGUUUCUUGAACUUUAUGAGGCAUAUGACGGCAUGAAGUUGCACUUCCAAGCAACAUCAUUCCCGAAGCUAAAGACAUUGGUAAUAGCAUUUACCCCGAAGCUCAGUCAGGUGGAAAUAGAAAGAGGAGCAAUGGCAAGCCUGAAUAUGCUAGACCUAAAGUGUUGCCCCGAGCUAAAGGAGCUGCCCCACGGUAUCGAGUACCUUACCACCCUUCAGCAUUUAUGCAUUAACCGUCCAGCAGAGGAACUUAUUGAGUUGCUUCGAGGAGGAGGAGGAGGAGGAGGAGAAGGCGACCACAGCAAUGACUGGCGCACGAGGGUUCGCCACAUCCCGAAUUUUACUAUUGGUUUCAUACGAGACCGCAAGUAUGUCGAAGAAAGGAUUCAAUGAUUCCACAUCAUGCAGGUGAGUUUGGGCGUUUUUUGCAGAGCACCGGCCGAGCUUGAUGCUUUCAUAUUUUCCGCCCCAGAUUGAUCUUCUAAAUAAUCCGUGCUUGAGGAAAAUUGAAAAUGAUGGUCGAUAUAUGCAGAUAGUUAUCUUAUAUGUGUUUUAUUUUAUUUUAUUUAUUUUAUUUUCAAUGUAUGUGUGUGUAAAAGUGGACGCAUCAAAUUAGUUGUGCACGCCUUCAGCUGCUCUUAUUAUGUAUUUGGAGAAUGCCUUGUACCCUUAAAAACUUUAUUUAUUUAUGCAUU